GAGUUUCCCUUUUCGCGAGUCGGGAGUGAGCUUCAGGCUGCAAGUUAGUCCUCAGACGCCUGGCGGGCUUCGCAGUGGUUCGGGUCCAAGCAGGCCCGCGGGUCCGGCGGCCGCCGAGGAGAGGGCGGACUGGGUGGGCUCGGGCCGGGGUUCGUGGAGGCUGGGGGCACCGCGCUGGCUCCUCUCCGGCCCCCGGGGUCACCGGUCUAGGCCGGCCCCGAACCCAGCCCUUGCUCCACCAGCUAAGGUCUCUGGGUACCGGUUUGUCCCCGGAAGCUCAUGUUUAGCUCUUUUCAUCAUAAUUCCGGGAAAUAAGUAAUCCAGAAGCACAAGAGACACCCUGGACAGGGUCUGGCCUUGAAAAGAGACUGCGCUACCCCUGGGAAAAUGAACACGGUAUCCACACCCAGGACGUGCAUUUUAUAGUCGGGAUCUCUUUUCAGGUUUCAAGUUCUGACGCCACUAACUUUCUUGAAAGACUAGUUUUGAAAUCGGCAAGUGUAUAUUAGACACCAGUAUUCAAGAGGAACCGCAAUAAAACUUUUCCUACUGUAUUAUGCACCCCCCUCCCCAUGGUUCACCAUCUAAAUUCCCGGAUUUUCUUGUGUUCCUGUUAGGAGGAGGGCAGAAGUGAUGCCACCAAAAAGAAGUGAGAAAUACAGACUUCCUGUUCCACUUCCAGAAGGCAAGGUUCUGGAUGAUACGGAGGGAAAACAGUGGAUUCUGGGCAAAAUGAUUGGCUCUGGAGGAUUUGGGUUGAUAUAUUUAGCUUUCCCCAUAAAUAAACCAGAUAACGAUGCAAGACAUGUAAUAAAAGUGGAGUAUCAAGAAAAUGGCCCAUUGUUUUCAGAACUUAAAUUUUAUCAGAGAGCUGCAAAAAAAGAGUACAUCAAAAGGUGGAUAGCACUCAAGCAGCUUGACUAUUUAGGAAUUCCUCUGUUUUAUGGAUCUGGUCUGACUACAUUCAAGGGCAGAAGUUACAGAUUUAUGGUAAUGGAAAGACUAGGAAAAGAUUUACAGAAGAUCUCAGACCAGAAUGGCACUUUUAAAAAGUCAACUGUCCUGCAUCUAGGUAUCCGAAUGUUGGAUGUGCUGGAAUAUAUACAUGAAAAUGAAUAUAUUCACGGUGAUAUAAAAGCAGCAAAUCUACUUUUGGGCUACAAAAAUCCAGAACAGGUUUAUCUUGCAGAUUAUGGACUUUCCUACAGAUAUUGUCCCAAUGGGAACCACAAAGAGUAUCAAGAAAAUCCUAGAAAAGGCCAUAAUGGAACAAUAGAGUUUACCAGCUUAGAUGCCCACAAGGGGGUUGCCCUGUCCAGACGGAGUGACCUUGAAAUCCUUGGCUACUGCAUGCUGCGGUGGUUAUGUGGGAAACUGCCCUGGGAACGGAACCUGAAGGACCCUGUGGCUGUCCAGACUGCUAAAACAAAUCUCUUGGAUGAGCUCCCUGAGUCAGUGUUUAAAUGGGCUCCAUCUGGAAGCAGUUGCUAUGAAAUAGCCCAAUUUUUGGCAUGUGCUCAUAGUUUGGCAUAUGAUGAGAAACCAGACUAUCAAAUCCUCAAGAAAAUUCUGAACCCAGGUGGAAUACCUUUAGGACCACUGGAAUUUUCCACUAACGGACACAGCGUAAACACACAUCCUCCAAACAAUCAAAAAGUUGAUUCACAAGCUGCAGCAAAGCAAGUUAAUCAGAUGCAAAACAGGUUGAUGGAGAAAAAAGGCCACAGUGAGAGAAGUUCUGAGUCCUGUGCAACAUGGAGACAAGUGCAAAAAGAGGAGAAGCUGGUCGGAGUGAUUGACAAUGAAUCAGCUCAGGAAAGCUCAAGGAGAAGACAAAUAUAUCAUGAGCCUCAAGAAUUUCUCAAUGAAGUAAAAAGUUCCCCACAAAAAUCCAGCUGUAUACAACUCCCAAAUGCAUUUCAUGAAUAUCAUCAAGAUUUUACCAGUCCAGAUAUAUUCAGCAAGUCAGAAUCUCCAUACUGGUAUACAUAUGAUACUUCCACAAUCAGAAUGAGCAUCACAGACUUAGAAAGUUGUAGAGGACUUUGGCCUACAAUUUCCCAGUUCACUCUUAGUGAAGAGACAAAGGCAGAUGUGUACCGUUACAGCUUAAUCAUACUUUUUCUUUUGAUUUUAGUAUUUCUCACUCUGUAUUUUCUCUGAAGAUAGAUAAAAUCCUUUUGGUAAAAUUUUAAGUUUCCAGUUCUUCACAGAAAUAUUAUGUUCUCAUUUCAGGAUUUCUUCCCAGACAUUUUCAAGGUAAUUGGCUUAGAAAAACAGAGAAUACAUUUUAACAAAGAAACUUUGUAGUUAACUGUAAAAAUAAAAUGUCCUUGUACUAGAAAUAGUAUCAUGUUAUAGUUUGAAAAAUAUUUUUCUGAAGUUUCAUCUCACCUAGGAAAUCUAGAAAGUGGUUACUUUUUUUUUUUAUUAUUAAAAGCAAAAUAUAUCUUAUAGGAAUAACAGAUGUUUUUGAAAGUUUUAAAUAAGCCACAUAGAUAUCUAUCUUCUAAAAUACAUUACUAAAAGCUAGCCAUACUUCAGGAAGUGAUCAAUGAUUUGCUUACCUUACUACAAUAUGGACAUUCACCAAAGAUAAUGUUAAAACUCUGUCUACUAGUCAGUAGUCCUCGCAACCACUGAAGAUUUAAAAAGAAAAGAUUAUAUAAAGAUGAGCAGAGUCAACAUGCUUACAGUAAAUUAGAGAUAUUCCAAAUUAACAUUUUUCAUGUGUUAUACUUUUAAUCAUGAAGAUUUAAUUAUGUUUUGCAAAAAUAGAGGGUACAUUUUCUGAGCCAAUACUAGACUAUUAAUAUGCUAGAUAUGAAGGGCAAAUCAACAUGGUUUAUAACCAAAUUACGGGCCCCUUUAAGAAUUUGAUGAAAGUUAUUUCUCUACCACCAAAUGGCAUACACAAAAAAAAAGUAACAUUCUAUGCAAUAAUAGAUCCUUAAUUACAAAUUAAGAAUGCCUGUAAACUAAUAAGUACUAUGUCCCUUGAAGAUUUAGUUCUUAAUUUCUAGUCCUUCCUUAAUUGCUAAAAGUGGGUUAAAUCUCAAUCUAUUAAUUGCAAGCAGUGCGUUUUAAAAAAAUAACUACAUAUUCAUUAUUUCAAAAAAAAGUACAUGGUAUCUCCCAAUUCUGUAAUUGUACCUAAUAUUCUGAUUUUAUAUAAAGUAAAUUAAUGUCCCAGUAGCUAAGUUUCCCACUGUUGAAGUGCAGACAGCAGCAGCUGCAAUUUCUAACAGUAAUCGCAACAAUAAAGAGGUGAUAUUAAGGAAGACUCUUUAAACUGAAAGCACUGUAGAAAUGCAAGGUAUUUCUUACAUUGAUCCACAUAUAGUUAACCAUGUAUCACCUGUACACUCAGAUGAGUGUUAGAGAGAGCAAAUGACUAAAGACACGGAAGAAAGCAGGCUUCAGAUACAGUAAAUAAAAUGGCAUUGCCUGAGAGUGCUGUGAGAUGUUAAGAUCACAAAAAGCAUUGUUCUUAAUAUCAAAAGUAGGAUUAUUGCAUUUAGUCUAUACUUUACUCUAACCUGGAAAAUAGCAGAUACUUACUUUGUAAGUACUAAUUCCCUUUCUCCUUAUCGCCACUGCCACUAAUACCAAAAUGAGUCUAGAGACUUUGCAGUUACAUGAGGUAUUUACUAAAAGACUCUAAUGUACCAAGAGUUUAGUUUGCGUCAAUAAACUAGUCCAUGAAUAUA
Choloepus didactylus (southern two-toed sloth) is the source of this 3710-nucleotide messenger RNA. RefSeq names its product VRK serine/threonine kinase 2 (gene VRK2). Gene Ontology annotation, biological process: signal transduction; peptidyl-serine phosphorylation. The coding region runs from base 634 to 2163 and encodes 509 amino acids. Gene Ontology annotation, cellular component: cytoplasm; nucleus. Gene Ontology annotation, molecular function: protein serine/threonine kinase activity; ATP binding. The record is from RefSeq and is a predicted model, not a curated record. NCBI's taxonomy places the organism in Eukaryota, Metazoa, Chordata, Mammalia, Pilosa, Megalonychidae. The transcript is spliced from 13 exons.